CCCUUCUCAGCUCCACCACCAGCAGGCUGGAGUCUCCGGUAGCGCGGCGCGCAACACAACACACUGACAGCUGCGACUGACUCACUACCGAGAGGGGGAAAGAUGGAGCACAGAGACGCCGGCUUCAACAUUAUGCUGGCGACCGAUUCCUACAAGGUAACGCACUAUAAACAGUACCCCCCCAACACGAGUAAAGUGUACUCGUACUUCGAGUGCCGUGAGAAGAGGACGGAUCCCAGCAAAAGCAGAAAAGUCAAAUAUGACAAGACUGUCUUUUACGGCCUGCAGUACAUCCUCCACAAAUAUCUAAAAGGAAAGGUAGUGACUCCAGAGAAGAUUCAGGAGGCCAAGGAGGUGUACAGAGAACACUUCCAGGAUGACGUUUUCAACGAGAAGGGCUGGAAUUACAUCCUGGAGAAGUACGACGGACACCUGCCCAUCGAGAUCAAGGCGGUGCCGGAGGGGAGCGUCAUCCCGCGGGGAAACGUCCUGUUCACGGUGGAGAGCACAGACCCCGAAUGCUACUGGCUCACCAACUGGGUGGAGACGAUCCUGGUUCAGAUCUGGUACCCCAUCACUGUGGCCACAAACUCCAGAGAGCAGAAGAAGAUCCUUGCCAAGUACCUCCUGGAGACUUCUGGGAAUUUGGAGGGACUGGAGUACAAACUUCACGACUUUGGCUACAGGGGCGUGUCGUCACAAGAGACUGCAGGUAUCGGAGCUUCUGCACAUCUGGUCAACUUCAAGGGCACGGACACGGUCGCUGGCAUCGGCGUCAUUAAGAAGUACUACGGCACCAAGGACCCCGUGCCAGGCUUCUCAGUGCCUGCCGCAGAGCACAGCACCAUCACGGCGUGGGGGAAGGACCAUGAAAAAGACGCCUUCGAGCACAUCAUCAAGCAGUUCCCCAGCGUGCCGGUGUCCAUCGUCAGCGACAGCUACGACAUCUACAACGCCUGCGAGAAGAUCUGGGGAGAAGACCUGCGCAGCUUGAUAGAGACGCGCAACGCCGACGCGCCGCUGGUCGUCCGGCCAGACUCAGGAAACCCGCUGGAUACGGUUCUGAAGGUUUUGGAGAUCCUGGGGAAGAAGUUUCGACCUGGAAACUCCAAAGGCUUCAAGGUUCUUCCUCCGUAUAUCAGAGUCAUCCAGGGAGACGGAGUGGACAUCAACACGCUGCAGGAGAUCGUCGAGGGGAUGAAGGAGCACAAAUGGUCCAUUGAGAACAUUGCGUUCGGAUCCGGAGGGGCUCUGCUGCAGAAACUGACCCGGGAUCUGCUCAACUGCUCCUUCAAGUGCAGCUAUGUGGUGACUAACGGACUGGGGGUGAACGUCUUCAAGGAUCCGGUGGCCGACCCCAACAAGAGGUCGAAGAAAGGCCGCCUCUCCCUUCACCGAACGCAGAACGGCGAUUUUGUCACCCUGGAGGAGGGCAAAGGCGACCUGGAGGAGUACGGCGUGGACCUGCUGCACACCGUCUUCCAGAACGGGAAGAUCGUGAAGACGUACACGUUUGAUGAAGUCAGAGACAAUGCUAAGCUCAAGGAGAGCGAGCUGGAAGAGCUGCACUGAGUGCAGUCCGCCGAAAACCCCACGAUACCCAAACCCCACCCCCCCCCACCCCCACCCCCCGCCCCCUUUCUUUCAACCUUCCACCUUCUUGGCCUCCAGUAUCACUACAGAAGCGGAGGUAGAGUGCACUGCUAAUAGACCCACUCCCGACGCCCGAGAACCUCCGAGAUGUCCCCGAAAGUUCCCUUAAACCUCUUCGAUUUUCAGCCCCUUUUGAUUUUUUUUCUUUCUUCCUUUCCAAGAAAGCUAUUUGUCGGUUCUCCAGCGGAGUGGGGAAUGGAAACGGAGAGAGAUGCGUAGUUUACGGUGGUCUAAACCGCGCGUGUCGGCGGGGUCUCCUCGCGCCGGCAGAUUCAACGAUUGUAGGUUUUGCGAAAGAUCGAGACACAGACAACAUAAAGCUGCACCCACACCAGUGACCGUUCCCCAUGUAUACUGUACAGAACUGUUUAGAAAAAAAAAAAAUCUACAUGUCUGAAUCUACUUAGCUUUGUCUUUUUAUGUGAAGGAAGUAAAACGAUGAUCGUCGGUUGAAAGCGGUUCGCCAAUAGUGGUUAAAAUUAAAAAAAAAAAAUAAUAAUGAAGGAAUCAAGCUCCUAAUCAGCACCUCUUUACUCCCGGUGCGCCGCUGAUCAUGUACGAUACUCGCCGUGACGCCGCCCUCGGCGCUUUCACAAUCACGAAGGUCCAGUCCGCCAGUCAGGGAGCGGAACCGGCGAAUCGAAUCAGUCUAACGUCGGUGAUUUUAAAACACGAGUCCAAUCAAAUCCGCGAUUUUUCUCCUGAACGACUUCACUAUUAUCCAGUCCUGAUAUCAGAGAAGUUUGCCGCUUUUUCCUGAGUCCAACCGAGAGAUGUUAAAGACAGAGAAAAGCAGUAAAUGUCUUCACUGGAAUGAAGAUGAUGAAUUUAUGUGUGUGUGUUGAUGAAAAGCUGUGUGUGGCUGCUGGGCUGAAAUGUACGUCGAGAGCGUGUGUGUGAGUGUGUGUGUGUACAUUGACAUUUUACUUCCUUUAAAGGACUGUGUUGUAUUCCUUUAUGCAAAAUGUGCUUGUUGGGUGGGGGAGGAGGGGGUGGGGGGGGUGGGGGGGGAACACUCUUCCUUUUUACUUUACCAGCCUUCAUUUCUCUGAGGAGUCGCAGCCUUGUGACAGACGGGUGGCGAGUGUUUUGUCACGUUUUUCUUUUCUUUUUUUUUCCCCCCUCUAUUUUUGAGCAAACAGAGAAAGCAGCCAAGACGUAGAGAAGAGACGGCGGUUUUUAACAAUAACUCGGGAGGGGAGGGGGUGGGGGGGGGAACGUCGCCCUUAGUAUCACUGCCUUAACUCGAUGAGCGUGUCGGAGCGAGGGAUCGUCCUCAUCCUGCCUCCGUGAUGAAUCCUGGAAGCAUCGUUCAACCUGAAAUCGGCUCCAUUAGCGCUCUUCAGGCAAACGAACAACAGAAAUUCUAAAUCUGGAGAUGAAGCGUGACCCUCGCAGGCUCCCAUCCGUAACGUCGCCGACUCAGUUUCAGGCUGAAACCAUGUGGAAUCGUUUUUUUUCUUUUCCGUUCGCCACCCUCGCUGCUGAUCAGUUCGACAUCCUUCCUCACGCGGUCGUCACGAGAAAUUGUUACCAAGUUCUGCUCCUUUUUCUUUCUUUCCAGUUACGGGGUGCAUUUAGUAAAACUUUGAUUUUACUAUUUUGAUACUGUCUCGGUUCUUACCUCAGAGAAAUAUUAUUUUGUAUGACAAAGGAGAAAAAAAAAAAAAGAAACCAAUGCCAGAAAUAUUGCAGUAGAUAUCCUUAUUUACAAACGAUGCGGCCAUACU
Salarias fasciatus (jewelled blenny) is the source of this 3383-nucleotide messenger RNA. RefSeq names its product nicotinamide phosphoribosyltransferase 1 (gene nampt1). The record is from RefSeq and is a predicted model, not a curated record. Gene Ontology annotation, biological process: NAD+ biosynthetic process. NCBI's taxonomy places the organism in Eukaryota, Metazoa, Chordata, Actinopteri, Blenniiformes, Blenniidae. Gene Ontology annotation, molecular function: nicotinamide phosphoribosyltransferase activity.